AUGAAGGAAAAAGGAAAAUAUGAAGACCAUGUUAUAAAAAAACAUAAUAAAACAAUAAAAGAUAGUACUAAAAAAAAAAUAAAUAAAGAGAAAAAAAAAAUUAAUUCUUAUGAUAAUGAUUAUAGUGACCAUACUAGGAAUUAUAGACAUGGAAAUAAAAAUAAGGAUGAUAAGUAUUGGAGUUAUAAUAAUAAAAGUGUCUACUAUUAUCCAUCAAAAAAAACUGAGAAUAUAGAAAAUGCCAGUGAUAGUUCAGAUCACUGUUUAAAAAAUAAAAAAAAACAUAUCCAAAGAUCAAAUUCUUUGGAUGAAAAUGAUUACAAAAAUAGUAAAGGUAAUAAUAAGAGUAAAAUGAAAAAACUAGGAUUUUCAUAUAACUCAUUUAAUUAUUUUAAUGAUAGUAUUGAAAAAAAUAAAUUAUCUCAUAAAUAUAUUGUUGAAGAAAAACUAAAAUAUGAAAAGGAUGUAUUUGAAAAGGCUUACGGAUUAUCUUUACAGAGUGAUGAGUAUUUUGAUAAUUUUUUAUUUGAAACAAAAAGUGGUGAAAAACAUAUAAAUAAAAAUACUGGAAAAACAUCAAUGCAGUAUGAAUGUUAUAGUUGCAAAGCAAAAAAUUAUUAUUCAAAUGUCCAAUGUUAUAAAUGUAAAAAGCUACGAAAAAAAUAG
Plasmodium berghei ANKA is the source of this 666-nucleotide messenger RNA. Its product is annotated as conserved Plasmodium protein, unknown function. Lineage: Eukaryota; Apicomplexa; Aconoidasida; Haemosporida; Plasmodiidae. The record is from RefSeq and is a predicted model, not a curated record. The coding region runs from base 1 to 666 and encodes 221 amino acids. The transcript has a single exon.